AUGGCUUCACUUAAUGACAUUAAGCAUAUAGAAGAGCUAACAAUAUAGUUUAUUAUCUAUGUCUGUGCUACUAUAAUAAAUUCGAUAGAUAUCUCGAUAACAGUAUUUACUUUUGUGAUGCAUAAUACGGCAUAUGAAAGUUCUAGAACAUUUCGUUUGUGUUGAUACUUUUAAUUUCAAGUUAUAAAUCAGUUGAUUGACAUUCAAUAAAUAUUACAUUAUGGCUAACAAAAGUGAAGAAAAUCAAGCUCCAAUUAAAAAAGAUUGGUACCAGUCAGAAACUCAUGUAUAUGUUACUAUUUUAGGCAAGCAUUCUUGUAAAGAAGAUUGUACUAUAAAAUUUAGCUCAAAUAAUAUAAUCAUUCAAGCUAAAUAUGCAACUGGUCAACAAUACACUUUGAAUAUACAUCUAUUUAAACAAAUUAUACCAGAUAAUUGUAAUUAUAAGGUACUUUCUUCCAAAUUAGAAGUAGUACUUGCUAAAGCUGAAGCUGGCAGAUGGGAAUCAUUAGAAUGUGUUGCUAUACAAAACCCUAGUACUAGUAGCAAUCAAGAACGCAACUGGGAUAAAGUGGUUAAUGAAAUGACUAAAGAUGAUGAUGACAAUGAUGUAAAUAGCUUAUUUAAAAAAAUAUACUCUGAAGGUAGUGAUGAAGUACGUAAAGCAAUGAACAAAUCCUUUUUAGAAUCUGGUGGUACAGUUUUAAGUACAAAUUGGAAGGAUGUAGCUAAAGAUAAAGUUGACAUUAAACCUCCAGAAGGUAUGGAAUGGAAAAAAUGGGAUCAAUAAUUAAAUUGUGUAUUUUUAUGAAUAUUGAAUUAAAGAAAUAUAUUGAAUUGUUUGUAAUUAAUAUUUUCCCUUUAAAUUAUUUUUGUGUACAAAGUCCUGUUAAGUAUAACUAUUUUCUAUUGUAA
This is a messenger RNA of Daktulosphaira vitifoliae (grape phylloxera), 915 nucleotides long. RefSeq names its product protein SGT1 homolog (gene Sgt1). The record is from RefSeq and is a predicted model, not a curated record. Bases 221 to 790 code for a protein of 189 amino acids. Gene Ontology annotation, biological process: protein stabilization. Lineage: Eukaryota; Metazoa; Arthropoda; Insecta; Hemiptera; Phylloxeridae. The transcript is spliced from 2 exons. Gene Ontology annotation, molecular function: protein-folding chaperone binding.